Daldinia caldariorum is the source of this 1652-nucleotide messenger RNA. RefSeq names its product inositolphosphorylceramide-B C-26 hydroxylase. Gene Ontology annotation, cellular component: endoplasmic reticulum; membrane. The record is from RefSeq and is a predicted model, not a curated record. The transcript has 2 exons. Bases 266 to 1393 code for a protein of 375 amino acids. Gene Ontology annotation, biological process: fatty acid metabolic process; lipid biosynthetic process. Gene Ontology annotation, molecular function: iron ion binding; fatty acid 2-hydroxylase activity; heme binding. NCBI's taxonomy places the organism in Eukaryota, Fungi, Ascomycota, Sordariomycetes, Xylariales, Hypoxylaceae.
AAAAAAAAAAUAAAAAAAACAAAAAAAGCGAUUGGACCCCCUAAAUUUUUGUAGAUCUUUAAUGCUUUAUAUUAUUAUAUCCGAGUCCCCUAAAUUGUUCUUAACUCUUUUCUUUUUCGAAUAAUCUCGUUCUUCUCUUCGUCCCUUUACAAGUCUUCCUUCUACGUAGGGAUUUACUUGUCUCUUUUAGUUACGGGUUCCUUCAUUCUUUAAUAUCCGUCACUCCUUAGAUUUAUUUAUUACCAGUUAAAAACUUCUCCGCAAAAUGCCUGGUCGAACACUCCCGACCCUCACUCAAGCUGAGGUUGAGUCGCACAACAGCAAUAAAUCUUGCUAUGUUACAAUUGGAACCAACGUCUACGAUGUGACUGACUUUGUCGAAUCCCACCCCGGUGGUCCCGACCUAAUCCUUGAAUACGCCGGAAAAGAUAUUACCGCGAUUCUCAAAGACGAAAUUUCUCAUAAGCACUCAGAUUCCGCAUAUGAAAUCCUAGAAGAGUAUCAGACCGCCUUUUUGGUGACGGAUAGGCUCGCGCCAAACGGAGAUGUACAGAAGCAGGUUGCCGAUUCCCAAAUCAAUGGCAAGGUCAACAACUACGUUCACCCACGAACGGGCAUGUCCUGCGAAGAAGACCUGAACAAGGAAACAGACAUAGACAAUGACUACAAGGAGCAUAAGUUCCUCGACUUGAACAAGCCUCUGUUGAUGCAAGUUUGGCGUGGUGGUUUUAGCAAGAAAUUCUACCUUGAUCAAGUUCAUAGGCCAAGACACUACAAAGGCGGCGCCUCCGCGCCUCUGUUUGGAAACUUCCUCGAGCCUCUCAGUCUGACCCCUUGGUGGGUUGUUCCUUUGAUCUGGCUUCCUGCGGUUUCCUACGGUGUUCACUUAGCAUCUCAAGGAUUCGACAGCGUAUCUGGGCUGGCUGCCAGCUUCGGCGGUGGUGUGCUCUUGUGGACUCUGAUAGAGUACAUCAUGCAUAGAUGUCUUUUCCAUCUUGAUGAUCACCUACCGGAUAACAGAGUUGGAAUCACACUGCACUUUUUGCUUCAUGGCGUACAUCACUACCUUCCCAUGGACAAGUACCGUCUAGUGAUGCCUCCUACCCUCUUUGUGGUGCUUGCAACGCCCUUCUGGAAACUUGCACACGCGGUAUUCUUCUGGAAUUGGCAUCUUGCCACAGCUGUAUACUGCGGUGGUAUCUUUGGAUACAUUUGCUACGACCUGACUCACUACUUCCUACACCACCAAAAUCUGCCCCUUUGGUACAAAGACCUCAAGAAAUACCACCUUGCCCAUCACUUCCUCGAUUACGAGCUGGGCUUCGGCGUAACCAGCCGAUUCUGGGAUCGGGUGUUCGGUACCGAGCUGGUCACCGUGGUUAAGACAUCCUAGAUCCUGACCGCUGUUUCGUACAAGGCCCAUUCUAGAUACAUGGGCAUGGCGAUAUGUAUUGAAUGGACAUGAUGUGAAAAAAACGGAACUUGGGGUGGUGAGAUAUAUAGGCAUGAGGUCGGCAAAUUUGGCGUUUGGUACCUAGUAUGACACGAGAAAUGUUCAGCUUUAGUCCCCACUCGAUUCGUACCUAAUAAUUAAUGAUUUGAGUUUGUCUUGAUGAUUUGUCUGUGGCUUGUUUAGAAGACGUGUUAUAGUG